Molecule: messenger RNA, 783 nt
Organism: Arabidopsis thaliana (thale cress)
Lineage: Eukaryota; Viridiplantae; Streptophyta; Magnoliopsida; Brassicales; Brassicaceae
Product: Zinc knuckle (CCHC-type) family protein
Exons: 4
Coding region: 1-783 (260 amino acids)
Molecular function (GO): nucleic acid binding; zinc ion binding
Source: RefSeq, marked reviewed
AUGCCGCCGAAGCGUAAAGAUAUAAACUUUCUUUUUGAUGACGGAGAAGAUACAGUUGCCAUUAUAGAUGAUGAAGCUAAUGAAGAUCUAAGAUUGAAGAUAUUAGAGAAAGCUUUUUCGAGGCGUAAUGUUGAUAACAAGCUUGAUUCUGAUCUCUCCUUCGAUCCUGGUGUAGUUAGUACUGUGAUGGUUAAUGGAGGAAAGUCGGAGGAAGUUAAAAACUCUAAGAGUAAUAAGAAGAUGAAGAGAAAUAAGCUUGAAGCUGCCAAUGAAAUUGUAACCCAUUGUGUGGAAAGACAAGAUGAGGAUAACAUGGUGGAGGAUGUAGUAAGAGGUGAAGAAGAAGAUGGAGAAACAACUAGCAAUUCGGUUAUGACAAAGCUUCUUCGUGGAGCAAGAUACUUUGACCCUCUUGAUGCUGGUUGGGUAACUUGUUAUAGCUGUGGGGAGAAAGAUCAUAUAACUGUUAGUUGUCCAACUCUUACCAAUUGUAGGAAGUCGUGCUUUAUAUGCGCUAGUUUGGAGCAUGGUGCAAGACAGUGUACAAAGGUAUGGGACAUUGAUGCAAACCUCGGAAUCCACCAAGACAAGACUCAAAGAUUCAAAGGUAAACUAUGCGGAAGUGGUGAUGAUGAUGAAGUAACCGAUUUGAUGUUGAAUCCACAACACCGAGGGCUAGAGAAUAUGAUCCAAGGGCUAUUCCUCGCGAGGAUCAGAGACUACACGAAACCUAAGUGGUUUGAUUCCACAAACUACCUAGAACUCGCAAGAACAAUGAUUUGA